Peromyscus californicus insignis is the source of this 921-nucleotide messenger RNA. RefSeq names its product collagen alpha-1(XIII) chain-like. The transcript has 4 exons. Lineage: Eukaryota; Metazoa; Chordata; Mammalia; Rodentia; Cricetidae. The record is from RefSeq and is a predicted model, not a curated record. Bases 505 to 921 code for a protein of 138 amino acids.
UCAUCCGAUCCGCGCGGCCGCGCUGGCUGUGUCAAGUUACAGAGGCGCCGGAAUCGGCCCCAGCACGGCUCACUGCGGCCACGACCCACCUCUGCCCAUGGAGCCCUGCAUGCGCGCCCCUUCGCCUGGGGACUGACACCCGCUCGCCCCGGAGACUCAAGACACCUAGUAGGACCCCGAGCGUCGCACCAGCCCGAGGACUCUGCAGAAGCGAGAAGAGAAAGAGCGGGAGAGCGGAGUCAGAUCCCCCAACUUGGAACACUCUUCGAAAUAACAUUUUUUCCUACUUUGGCGUACCCCGAUCGCGCCUGCUGGUGGCUCUCGGCUGUCCCCCUACUCCGACUGCUCAUUUUCUGUCCUCUUUAGAGAGCAAAGGAAAGGGACGUCCUCCGGCCACGCUAGCCCCCCCACGUCCCUCCUGCCUCACUGUUCGGAUUGUGCUUCUUGGAUCUCGUUUUUUAUUUAUUCUAUUUAUUUAUUUAUUGGUUCUUAAGACGCGAGGGGAUGGUGGCGGAGCGCGCCCGCAAAGCGGCAGCCACCGGCACUCGCGGCCCUGGGGAGCUGGGCGCGCCCGGGCCCGGGACAGGGGCGCUGGCGGAGCAGUGCACGAGGCUGCCGAGCCCCGGGUGCUGCGGACUGCUGGCUCUGGCGCUGUGCUCGCUGGCACUCAGCCUGCUCGCCCACUUUCGGACCUCCGAGCUGCAGGCCCGGGUGCUGCGCCUGGAAGCGGAGCGCGGGGAGCAGCAAAUGGAGAAAGCUAUUUUGGGACGAGUCAACCAACUGCUGGACGAGAAAUGGAAGUUCUACUCACGCAGGCGCCGGGAGGCUCCCAAGAUGUCUCCAGGAUGUAACUGCCCACCAGGGAUGCACGAAGGUUGUGCCUUCACCGGCAGUGUCGGCCUCGUCCCUCACCUCUCCUGA